AUGGAAGAUCCACAAAGGGAAGUAACUCAUGAAAUGGUCGCUGGGGCGAAUAUGAUGGUUGAUAGUUCUAUUACUUCUCCUGAUCCAGUGCAGGAUAGGGGUGCAGGGCCCUCUGCAGUUGAUGAUGGAUUUCAAGUGGUUACGCACAGGAAGAAUAGAGUGAGAGCUCAUGUCCCGGGAUCUGUAUCUAGAAGUCCAUGGAGUUUGUCUGCUGGGUCGGGUAAAAGUCCACUUGAUGAUCAGGCAUUCCCUUCGCUAAGUCGACCUGUUUUGAAGCGUCCUGUGGAACCUCCACCUGUUGCUCCUGCUCGGGGUAAGGGUAGGGGGAAGAAGCGGGGUAAAUGA
Messenger RNA from Linum trigynum, 345 nucleotides. NCBI's taxonomy places the organism in Eukaryota, Viridiplantae, Streptophyta, Magnoliopsida, Malpighiales, Linaceae. The record is from the annotation of a GenBank genome assembly.